Molecule: messenger RNA, 1326 nt
Organism: Penicillium bovifimosum
Lineage: Eukaryota; Fungi; Ascomycota; Eurotiomycetes; Eurotiales; Aspergillaceae
Product: cation diffusion facilitator family transporter
Exons: 3
Coding region: 1-1326 (441 amino acids)
Biological process (GO): transmembrane transport; monoatomic cation transport
Cellular component (GO): membrane
Molecular function (GO): monoatomic cation transmembrane transporter activity
Source: RefSeq, a predicted model, not a curated record
AUGGUAUCGAAACUAAUCCCGUCGCAGGCAACAUUACUACAGAUCACCCGAUUCAUUGAAGAACCUUUCCAAGCCAAUGCUCGUCCCCCCUCUCUCCGGAAAUAUCAUGAACGAAAUAAUGGACUGAUCUCCCAAUAUCUCUACAUUGAUCGACUGCUGGACUCCUCCCUACCCCACAAUCUGAUUGAGGAAUACAAUGAAUUCAGAACCCCCAAACUUACGCCAGAUGGAACCCAUCAGCCAUCCUCUGUGGCAAUGGAUGAGGCCGAACCGCUAGAAGCCAACCCUAGAGGCGGAAGGAUCAAACGCACUGCGCAUAAUCUUUAUCGCAUUCCCGAUGAGACAACUCCCUUGUUCCACUCCUCCGAGGGAGUCGACGGCCCGUCAGGGCGUAUACCCGACCUAGAAUCACCUGGAGCGAUGCCGCCAGGUGACGAAGACCGCGUUAUCAACCUGGCCAUUCGCAUCAAUUUCAUCGCCAACGUUACUCUUCUUGCAUCGAAGAUCGCCAUCAUGGCCAUGACUAGCUCGAUGUCCAUGCUGGCCGGUUUGGUUGAUGGAGUCUUGGACUUUCUCAGUACGGUUAUUAUCUGGGUAACGACAAUUAUGAUCCGCCGAGAAGAUCGUAAUCGAUACCCCAUCAGCCGUCGACGAUUAGAACCCAUCAGUGUGCUGAUCUUCUCCGUCAUCAUGGUCACUUCCUUUUUCCAAGUGGCGUUGUCAUCGAUGAAACAGUUGAUUGCAGACGAUCACAGAGUCGUGGAGCUUUCCGCUCCAUCUAUCGCGUUGAUGGGUGGCACCGUAUUGGUCAAGCUGCUCUGCUGGCUAUGGUGCCGAUUGAUUCCCAGCCCAAGUGUCCAAGUGUUGGCCCAGGACGCCAUGACUGACGUUGUCUUCAACACGUUCAGCAUCAUCUUUCCCUUGAUUGGAACUUUCGCAAACCUUUGGUACUUGGAUCCCUUGGGUGGUCUAAUCCUCUCUUGCUACAUCAUGUGGAACUGGGGUCAAACGGCCGCGGAAUACAUCCGCCGGUUGACAGGCGCCGCUGCCUCUGCCGAUGAUCACAGCAUUUUGCUGUAUAUGACCAUGCGGUUCUCCAGAGUGAUCCACAAGAUCCAAAACUUGAAAGCGUACUACGCGAGUGACAAGCUGAAUGUUGAGGUUGACCUCGUCUUGGAUGAAGGGACCAGUUUGCGGGAUAGCCAUGAUGUUGGUGAGAGUCUACAGUAUAUCCUUGAAAGUGUGCCUACUGUCGACCGUGCCUUUGUCCAUCUGGACUAUGAUGAGUGGAACCUACCCAGCCACAUGAAUCAGAUGGAUCGGUAA